This is a messenger RNA of Oppiella nova, 786 nucleotides long. The record is from the annotation of a GenBank genome assembly. NCBI's taxonomy places the organism in Eukaryota, Metazoa, Arthropoda, Arachnida, Sarcoptiformes, Oppiidae.
AUGGGUCCAAACGAAGACAGAUACUCAACAAAUCACUUGAAGUGCACGUAUUGUACCGGAAAUGCCACUCAUUUGUUGUCCACAUGUGAUGACUGUAUUGACGGCCAAUUGACUACCGAUUCGACGAUUCCUUUGAACGAAUUCCUCGAGAAUAUGAUUGAAUUGAAUAAAGAGAUGAAUGACACGAAUGAAGAGCAGAAUCGCACGGAUGGACACAAACUGCAGGGGAUUCUCGAUUUGGUGGCCAAUCAUGUGCUCAACAGUUCAGUGACGGUCCAGAUGUCCACUAAAUACAUGCUCUUCGGCACCUAUUUAACAGACUGCCGGUGCUUUAAUUUGAGCACACAGUCCAUCAAAUUGAUUGCAAUUAAACCCAAUCUCUCAGACAUUAAUUUCAAAUAUCAUAUAACGGUUCCAUUCGGUGAUAUCCAACGUGUGAUGUACUGUCGGAUGGCAUGCCUUCCGUUGGUAUUAAUGGAAGUGACAGAAGAGUCUAAUAAGAAAAUACAGGUCUCUAUGCAAUUGGGGUUCAAAUCAGCGGUUAAUGGAUUCAAGUUUAAUGUCAAUUCAGAUGAUAUCAUUGAGAGGUAUAUUGCGUUUGAAUUGGAGAAUGACUACGAGUGGCAUGACUUCAUCGAUGUGUUUAAUCAUCGCUCAAAAGUGGUCAACAAAGACAUCAUAUUCAGAGAGAUUAGUGAAGAAAACAGCAAAAAAUUCUUGAAACAAAUGAACGCAAAAUCAAUGGCAGCCGUUAGGAGAUCUCAGCUCUAUUUAGCCACUUAUUAG